AGCCAUUUUGGCUCAAGCCGUUCGAGCACGAGCCAGCCAAAGCCACAUCAGCUGUUAAGCAUGGUCAAGCGAUAGGCAACAGGAGCAGAGUGUAUUAUGCGCGCCACGUGCUGCUAGCCUGCGCCGUUGUUUCGGCUUCUCUGCUCACGUGCAAGCUGGCUAUCUUGAAAGGCAUCGUUGUGCCAUUUGGUCCUCAUGGUUCGCACAGGAUCGGAAGCUGGACUCCCAGCAACGAUGACCUGCAGAUGUAUUCGCCUAAGGCGAAGUCUAUUCCCAGCAGGGAUCGGAGUAAAGAGUCUUCGGUUGUUCGCAGUUUUUCGCAAUUGUGCUGGAAGGCCACUGGGCUAUGUCGCAGUAUACGGGACUAUGUCCGUCUGAACGGUUUGACUCACAUUUUCGUUGGAGCUUCCGCUAAAACUGCAGGGAGUUCAGUGAAGUAUUUCUUCUUUGGGAACCUCGAACUCCACGAACGCGACAAACUUGCCAUCUCAGCGCAGCGGCAUCAAUGUGAGUGGGCCGUUACAGGCUCCCACUUGUUCGAUGGUCUGGGUCGCCUUCUGAAAAGUCCGUGCGCGCGGAACACGCUUUUCUUAUUGCCUAUUCGUGAGGAAAUGUCGUGGUUAAGGUCUGCGCUCCAGCAAGUGUGUUGGGUGGAGGCGGGCAAAAAUAGAUGUGAGGAAGAGGCCUGCCCCGACGCGUGCGGGAAUUUCACGUGGCUGGAAAUGGCCCUGCGCAAUCACACAGUCGAAUUGGGACAGGGCCCUCACAUUUGGAUAAAAGAGUGGAUGGUUCGCAGUCGAGCUUUUCACACAUUUAUGUUCGACUACGACGCAAUUGACAACGUGCUAGCCUGCCUUCCGCAGAGUGGCUUGAAGGUAGAGAACUCGUGGGGCUUGAAGGUAGAGAACUCGUCCCAACUUGCGCGCCAUAUCUACAAGCGGGCCCAGGCGACUCCCAAGGUGAACGCCGGUUUUAGGCCAUCAAUCAACAUGUCGGACGAGGACAUCCGCGUUGCGUAUUACUCUGUCGAGUCCACACCUUACUGGCCGCAGCCCUACGUCAAGGCACUGGAAAAGUCGGGGUGCGAGGUCGCUUCUCUACGUGGACUCCGGGUCUCCGAGGGUCGUUGAGUGUGGUGGCGUCCGAUGUGGCCACAUGAGGGAGAGGGCAGGUUGGUCAACGCCGCGUGGGACAGGUUGGUCGACGCCGCGUGAGGCUGCCUUUUCCUGCCCCCUCUCCCCUCUCACCCUUUCCUUUUCCUCCGCCCUUCCUCGAUGUUGGUCGCUUUCCCUCGUACGCCUCUGGGGUCGGCGGAUUUGGGGUGUAAGUGCGCUUUCGUUUGGAAUACGCAUUAAUGCCAUCUGUCGCACCGUCUACAGCUUGGAGAGACUGUACUUCGUUGUCCUUGCCUUGAAGAUGUGUGGCACUACGUUACCCCAUCAGUCAGACCACUGCUGGUACUGCACCUCGCAUUGCCUUUGCGCAGCAAACAAAACAAACA
Prorocentrum cordatum is the source of this 1501-nucleotide messenger RNA. The record is from the annotation of a GenBank genome assembly. Lineage: Eukaryota; Dinophyceae; Prorocentrales; Prorocentraceae.